AUGGCUGGCCCCGCGGAUGCGCCUCCCGAUGGCCAACCGGACUAUUCGACCUGGACGACCCCCAGUUUGGUUGCGCGGAUCACAGAGCUGGAGCGCCAGCUUCACUCACGAAACACCGAGUAUGCUACCCUGCCGUCCAAGGGUGUUAGUGAGGUCAGCGCGACGAGUUCCGCUCCCCCCCCCCCUGAGCGUCCAGGGACAGACACACGAGAGCUUGUCCCCGCCAAAGCAGGGAAACAGAAGAGACCUCUAUCGCCUGACGAUGAUAUCACGCAUACAAGAGCGCCUACCCGUCCUCCGAAGCAACCUCGAGAGAUUGAUCCAUCCAAAUACAAUACUCGUUUCAUAGCGCUGAAAUUUGCAUAUCUGGGACAGCGCUAUAAUGGUCUGGAGCAUGCGAACGGGAAUGUCACGCCCCUACCCACCAUUGAAGAGGAGCUGUGGAAGGCGAUGCGGAGGACUCGGUUGAUAUUCCCUAAGAACGCGGAGGCCUUUGACGAUUCCCGGGGGCCGAGGGCAUUGAAACCUUUCGCAAUCAGCUGGGAGGGUUGCGAUUACUCAAAGGCCGGGCGGACAGAUCGUGGUGUGAGUGCCUUUGGCCAGGUCAUUGGAAUUAGAGUACGAAGUGCGAGGCCUAAACGGCCGGAUGCAGAGGCAACGUCCGACGUUGAGAUGACAUCCGGCCCUCAUGCCGACGACACUUGGGAUGACAUUGCAGAUGAAAUACCCUAUAUAAGUAUGCUGAACAGAGUGCUUCCGGACGACAUUCGGAUUCUAGCCUGGUGCCCCAAUCCGCCUCCGGGUUUCGACGCUCGUUUCUCGUGCCGAGAACGCCAGUACAAAUAUUUUUUUACCCAGCCUGCUUUCUCUCCAACUCCAGGGCCGCUGGGUUUUGCUAUGCGGUCAUCGGGUGAGAAGAGUACCUCUGCACAGUUACGGGAAGGCUGGUUAGAUAUUGAUGCCAUGCGAGAAGCUGCCAAGUACUUUGAAGGAGUGCACGACUUUCGGAAUUUCUGCAAGCUUGACACAAGCAAGCAGAUUGAGAACUUUGAAAGAAUCAUCUACCAUGCAGACAUCGAGCUCCUUGAUCCAAAAGAUCACCCCUUGGGCUAUGUGAACCAGCCCGGCUUUCAAGCUCUCCCGAAUGCAGCGGCCGGAACGGAUGCCGAAUCAGGAGCCAUCACAAAUUCAGCUGCUGCUAAAGUGUAUGUAUUCAAUUUGCACGGGUCUGCCUUCCUGUGGCAUCAAGUACGGCACAUGGUGAGCAUCCUUUUCCUGGUCGGCCAAGGGCUGGAGCCUCCAACUAUUGUGCGCGAUCUGCUGGAUGUGUCGAAAAAUCCCUGCAAACCAACGUACGAAAUGGCGUCUGAUGCCCCGCUAGUCCUCUGGGAUUGUAUCUUCCCAGACGAGGCAAGCGGCAGUCGUAAAGAUGCACUGAACUGGAUCUACGCUGGAGAUCCCAGGCAAUCCAAGAGCCAACUAGGGAAGGGCAGCGGCAAGUUCGGUGUUGGAGGAGUAGUGGACGGACUUUGGUCCGUUUGGAGACAGCGGAAAAUAGACGAGAUUCUGGCAGGCGCGCUACUAGACCUAGCUGUUAGCCAGGGUGACCAAAGUGUUGUCCAGGGAGGAGCAUCUCAUGACGCUAUUUCGGAGAAAGAUAAUCGGGGGCAAAAGGUUUUCUAUGGCGCCAAUGAACCCAGAAUGGGCGGCAAAUAUGUCCCCGUCAUGCAGAAGCGGAGGACAGAACCCGUGGAGGUUCAGAACGCCAGGUGGCUUGCGUCAAAGCAGCGAAAAGCUGAGAAGGCUCCGGAGCCUGCGCAUGGGGACGAUUAG
This is a messenger RNA of Aspergillus lentulus, 1833 nucleotides long. RefSeq names its product pseudouridine synthase DEG1. NCBI's taxonomy places the organism in Eukaryota, Fungi, Ascomycota, Eurotiomycetes, Eurotiales, Aspergillaceae. Gene Ontology annotation, cellular component: cytoplasm; nucleus. The record is from RefSeq and is a predicted model, not a curated record. Gene Ontology annotation, biological process: mRNA pseudouridine synthesis; tRNA pseudouridine synthesis. Gene Ontology annotation, molecular function: RNA binding; pseudouridine synthase activity.